Amphibalanus amphitrite is the source of this 1494-nucleotide messenger RNA. RefSeq lists its product as uncharacterized. The transcript has 10 exons. NCBI's taxonomy places the organism in Eukaryota, Metazoa, Arthropoda, Thecostraca, Balanomorpha, Balanidae. The coding region runs from base 88 to 1494 and encodes 468 amino acids. The record is from RefSeq and is a predicted model, not a curated record.
AGAUUACUUUACUAUGUUUGGUAAUGGUUACGGGUGACAUAGUGGUGCAGUUUUCAGCCGCUACCCACAUCAGCACAGCGCGCACAGAUGCCGGGCGGUCAGCAGUGCGUGCCGGUGCAGUUUUUCGCCGGCAGUCCGCGGCUACAUAACCUGACCGCGCUGCUGGUCCUAUUCGAGAAGCCGGGAGACGAGGCACCGGGCAAACAGGUGCUCAGGUGUAGGGAGCUGAUUUUCCGGUGCCCGGUGGUGCUGGCCUCUCCCUCGGACGAUGCAGAGGCGGUUCUGGUGGUGGUGCCGCGCGCGUUCAGCCUGUUCCCGACGCUGGCAGAGAUGAGGGCCAGGGUGCUGGGUGAGCGGCCGGCCGGGCCGGACGACUUUGCCUGCUGCCUGCGGUACACACUGCAGGCCAAGCUGGCGCCCCAGUGGAACGUGGUCGGUGAGCUGCUGCUGCAGGGACGCGACUUCCUCCAGGUCACCGGGCCCGUCAACGGGGUGCGGCUGCAGGUCAAUGUCACAGAGGAGGACGUGUGUCUGAGCGCCCAGGCGUGUGUGGUGCGCCUGCCGCCGCUGCGCCUCUCCGAUCUCGGGGCCUCACCGGUGGCGCUGGUCGACUUCAACGCCCGCCUUACUGACGUCAUCAGCGAGAGUCAGCUGACCGGCCGCUGGUGUCACAUCCUGCCCAGGAUGACCAAAGGUCAGGUGGCCACCGUGACCCGCCACCUGCCGCCCUCCGGACCGUUCGCCGCCUACAGAGACCUGAAGCGACACUGGAAAAACAUGUACGGCUACCGUCUGCCGGAGGAGGAGCCCGCUCACUACGUCAACGUUAACUUCCGGCUCGUGGGACCGCAACUGUUCACAUACCCGCCACUCUGUCUGCGAAACGGUUCUCCAGUGUUCCUGGCCCGGCCGGCUCCGCGUCCCAUCCUGACCGCCCUGCUGAGGGACCUGCACGUCAAGGUCGGAUCGGUUUGCGGCCAGCCGCUGUCCUUCUCCGGCACUCCGUCCUACCUGACUGUGCAGCUGCAGCCGGCACCCACGUUCCAGCCGGACUGUCGACCCAACGUGUCCAGCGAGCCGUCCGGCCGCCAGCCGCCGCCGGCCGUCAGACGGGUCGGCCAGGUGACCGAGACGGGGCCGGUGGACGGUGGCAGGCCCGGGACGGCGGCGCAGGCGAGGCUGGUGGACGGCGGGAGACCCGGGACGGUGGCACAGCCACAGGCGAGAGUCGGUGGUUUGGCAACGUCCACACCGCAGCAGCAGCAGCAACAUAGACAGCAGAAACAACCACAACAGCCAAAGCAGCAGCAGCCGAGACAGCAGCAGCAGCCCCCAGAGCAGCACCAACAGCAGCAGACCCCGAAACAGCAGCAGCCAAGACAGCAGCAACAGCCGAGACCGCAGCAGCCACAGCAGCAGCCUAGGCCAAAGCAGCAGCAGUUAAAGCAGCCGCUCCUGCCAGCCGUCAUCCGCCGCCUCCGUCACCUGCUGUGA